This is a messenger RNA of Mycena indigotica, 1633 nucleotides long. RefSeq lists its product as uncharacterized. Lineage: Eukaryota; Fungi; Basidiomycota; Agaricomycetes; Agaricales; Mycenaceae. Gene Ontology annotation, biological process: regulation of DNA-templated transcription. The record is from RefSeq and is a predicted model, not a curated record. Gene Ontology annotation, molecular function: sequence-specific DNA binding; DNA-binding transcription factor activity. Bases 11 to 1633 code for a protein of 540 amino acids. The transcript is spliced from 7 exons.
UCAACUUUCAAUGCACUGUUUUGGGAUUCGACAUGUCUCGUACGGCAAGCCAGAUACCUUCAAACUUGGUAUUCCUCAUUUCCGUUUGCCGCCGAUAUGGCCGUUUUCUCAGUGUCCAUCCAAAGCCUCUCGGCCAGGCAAUUCAACUCUCGACGAUUUAGUUGAUGCAGGCGGCCCAUCUGCAUCAAUGUAUGGUAACGAGGAUGAGAAUUCGGAGCAUUCGUGGGAGAAUAACGAUAAAUUGGCUUGCACGGAAAAGGAACUCAACCAUAACACCUUUGUGGAUGGCCCCCAAUAUCUUCGAGACCGUCUCGCUAUCCCAGCUGAUUGGGCGAUUGGUCUUCAUUUAAUCGUUGACACAGGAAGACGUCCCAAGACACCAAUGUGGAUUCUGAUUGCCUUAACUCUUGCUGCUAGUCCAUCUGGGAUACUUUCCUCGCAACAGAUUAAGAAUGCUCUUUCGGAGCAUUUCGUCGCCUUCCGCGAAACAACCUCAUGGAUGAGCAAUGUCUACAAUACUCUUUCACUCUACACCAUCUUUCUUCGGGUCCAAGACUAUGUUGACUGGUGCCCAACAAAUGACAUGGGGUCAAAUCGUAGUGCUUACUGGUGUCUCGACUUAACGUCAGGCGAGAGAGUCAGACCGUCGAAGACAAAGAAUCGGACGAAUCCCAAGGCGAAGCAACAGAUUGUUGCCCCACAAGACCAGAUAGCCUCAACGACAUAUCACGCAACGGAUGUUGACGACAAGAGUGAUAGCAGGGAGGAUUUUGUGCUGCCUUUAGCCAGUACCGAGAGCGCCUCUCCUGAUAUAUCCGAUCCGGAAGUCGCCCUCCAUUGCGCUCAUGCCAACUGUAUACGCCAGAAAAUUGCGCCUGGAUGUCAUAACAGAAUGUGUCGCAACCACUGUGCCCAACGGGGAGGAUGCUCGCUAUAUCGACACAGGAAACAUGCAAGCGAAGUAAAUGCCGCUCGAGGCUCAUUGGCAUCCAUAGCUUCGGAGUCACUGGGUAUCCAGCCCGAAUCGCCUUUAAACCGGCCAUCUACUAACACAAGUCGAGGCAAUUCUUCGGUACCCAUACCUCGAGAGCUGCAAAUCGCCGUACCUCAUUCUAGCGAAGCUCCAGCACCCUGCGUGGUCGCACAAACUUCCCAACCACAACUGUCUACUUUAUCUUCAACACUUACAACGGGACCAAUUCUUGUCAAUGCUUAUGAACCUGUCGCAAAACCAUUGCCUCUAACGUUGCAAAAGAAUGGCACCGACUUAACCCCCAUUCUCGCCGUACCUCGUAAUCCGAUGGACUCGCGAUGGAACAAUCGUUUCAAGCUCCUCAUGUUCAUUACCCCUGGAGAGCGCGAGUCUGCGCUGAUCAUUGAUAACGCUAUAAAUUGGCCACUAUGGCGGGCGUCGGAGGCGGUCGAGGACUGCGCUGUGUUGUUAAACAAUUUACAGAAGACGGAAAGAAUAGAACUAUAUGCACCUGGCAUUCCUCUAUGGUUCUCCAUCAAGCCGGAUUUCGAACAUCACCUCACCCCUGGCUGCACAGUCGCUAUGAGGCGCCGCCACCCGGAUUGGAACGACCAUGAUCUGAAGCAGACAAUUACUAAAUGUAUGGAAUAUGUGGGUUAG